Messenger RNA from Cryptococcus wingfieldii CBS 7118, 402 nucleotides. RefSeq lists its product as hypothetical. Gene Ontology annotation, cellular component: membrane. Bases 1 to 402 code for a protein of 133 amino acids. The record is from RefSeq and is a predicted model, not a curated record. The transcript is spliced from 2 exons. NCBI's taxonomy places the organism in Eukaryota, Fungi, Basidiomycota, Tremellomycetes, Tremellales, Cryptococcaceae.
AUGGGCACCAAAUUUCCUGCGUUCAUUGCUACUGGUACUGCCCUUACUGUACUUGCUGCGGGUCCUAUUGUAGGAGGAGGACUGGGACUGUUUGGCUUCGGGGCUGCUGGUGUGACUGCCGGCUCCCUCGCUGCCUCGAUCCAAGCUGGAAUCGGCAACGUCGCUGCGGGCUCCUUGUUUGCCUUCCUCCAGAGCGCCGGGGCUGGCGGAGUGGCGCUCCCGGUCCUUACAGGUGUUGUCAAAGCCGUCUUAGCUACGGCUCUCUCCGCCGUUGGUGCAAAGAGUGUCUUGAAGCUGACCAGGAGGCAUGUGGUGGCUGCUGUGAGGGUGGCCAGAGUGGCACUAUUGAGGGAGCACCUCAUUAGGCGAAGAGGGGUGUUCAUCGGUGGUUCGGGUCAUUAA